UCGGUGACUGCCAGGCAGCACCUCAGGGCUGCGCAGGCUCUUUUCGGGGCGCAGCCUAGAGAGUAGGGAGAGCAGUUUCCUUGCUCAAGUUAGCAGGAAGGCAGCAAGAUGAGCUUAGCACCAGCAUUUCUGAGCGCGGAGGAAGUUCAGGGCCACCUCCGCAGCUCCAGCCUCCUCAUCCAGCCUCUGGAGGUGGCUCUGGCGAACUUCUCCAGCGGGCCACAAGGAGGGGUCACGCAGCCAGUGCGCACCGUGGUGCCGGUGGCCAAGCACAGGGGUUUCCUGGGGGUCAUGCCUGCCUACAGUGCUGCAGAGGACGCUUUGACCACCAAGUUGGUCACCUUCUACGAGGGUCACAGCACCACCUCCACUGUCCCCUCCCACCAGGCCACUGUGCUACUCUUUGAGCCAAGCAAUGGCUCCCUUCUGGCGGUUAUGGAUGGAAAUGUCAUAACUGCAAAGAGAACAGCUGCAGUGUCUGCUAUUGCCACCAAGUUUUUGAAACCACCCAACAGUAAAGUGUUGUGUAUCCUUGGGGCUGGGGUCCAGGCAUACAGUCAUUAUGAGGUCUUCACAGAGCAGUUCUCCUAUGAGGAGGUGAGGAUAUGGAACCGCACCAAAGAAAAUGCUGAGAAGUUUGCGGACACAGUGCAAGGAGAAGUACAGGUCUGUUCAUCAGUCCAGGAGGCUGUGACAGGUGCAGAUGUUAUCAUUACAGUCACCAUGGCAACAGAGCCCAUUUUGUUUGGUGAAUGGGUGAAGCCAGGGGCUCACAUCAAUGCUAUUGGAGCCAGCAGGCCUGACUGGAGGGAGCUGGAUGAUCAGCUGAUGAAGCAGUCUGUGCUGUAUGUGGAUUCCCGGGAAGCGGCCCUUAGAGAGUCUGGAGACAUUCUCCUGUCCGGGGCUGAGAUCUUUGCUGAACUGGGAGAAGUGGUGAAGGGAAUGAAGCCAGCCUACUGUGAGAAGACCACAGUGUUCAAGUCUUUGGGUAGUCCCUGGAUGGAUUCUCUUCUCUGCCACUCCUUGGACAUACAUCCUUGGGAAUGGCGGUGGAAGACACUGUUGCAGCCAAAUUAGUGUAUGAUUCCUGGUCAUCUGGUAAAUAAAACGAAGCAAUGUUGUGUUAAACAUGGAUGCUGCAGCUCAAGAGGUGUUGCUUCCAGUUGUCUCAUAAUUUCUAAAUCAAAAGAGGGAACCCUGUGCACAGAGAUCUAUAGUUUUGUGCUCAUCAUGUCUUAUCUUAAAUAAUGAGAUCCACAUUUGUGUUUGUAUUUAGUGAAAUUAGGUGGUCAUCCCUUCUUUUAUGCCAUAUUACAGCAACACUUGCCUUUCCAGGUAUUUCAUGGGUUUUUGUUAUUUCUGGAAAUAAAGCAAUUUUUCACUUCUGCA
Messenger RNA from Phyllostomus hastatus (greater spear-nosed bat), 1389 nucleotides. It is a transcript of the gene CRYM, whose product is annotated as crystallin mu. Gene Ontology annotation, cellular component: cytoplasm. The transcript has 9 exons. The coding region runs from base 109 to 1077 and encodes 322 amino acids. Gene Ontology annotation, molecular function: thyroid hormone binding. Gene Ontology annotation, biological process: thyroid hormone metabolic process. The record is from RefSeq and is a predicted model, not a curated record. NCBI's taxonomy places the organism in Eukaryota, Metazoa, Chordata, Mammalia, Chiroptera, Phyllostomidae.